CUCCACUAGCUAAUAUACUAAUCCUGCGUGUCUAGUUCAUCUAUACACCUUGAAUAUUGGGCGGACGAACAUGAGGCUCCUCCACGCAGUCUCCUGGUUGCUCCCACUGCUGCUGCUACAGCCGGCAGCGGUGCGGCCAUCCGGCGUGAAAAGAAGCCAACCGGCGAACGGGACGGCUCUUCCCUCCACCGCCUCGCUUGCCGGUUGUCAGAAGAGCUGUGGGAACGUGAGUUUCCAGUACCCAUUCGGCGUCGGGCAUGGCUGCUUCCGGUCGCAAGACUUUGAGCUCAUCUGCAAAAACCACAAUUCCUCGCAUGCUCCCAGGCUCUUCAUGAACGACGGCAUCACGGAGGUCGACCAGGAUAAUGAGGAUAUCCCCAUCGACCCCGACUCAUAUAUUGAGGUAUCGUUUUCCCGUUCCAUCUCCUUGAGACCUGAGGUCGAUGUGUACAACAUGUCCUGGAAUCUUGGGAGAUCCUUCAGCCUCCAUGAUUUACAAAUAAACUUCACCGGUUGCGACUUCGACAUGCUCGUGCUUGACAAGAACAAUACGGUGAGACAGUGCAGUGCUACAUGUCCUGACGAAGACAUCACGGGCUGGGUGGCUCGGGAGAAUUGCAACGGCACAGGAUGUUGCUCCACCUAUGUUAAGUCCUUCUCCUCCGAGAAUGCUGGCGCCUUCGAGAUCAUGUUUGUCCGCCAAAAGAUUGGAGAACCAAAAUUCAAAGAGCACAAUAAUAACCAAAGCUCCAUAUGGGAUUCAAUUGAGGUUACCGCUGAUGGCGGUAUUAGCUGGGGCGGCAUCGUCGUUGAUCAACCCGGCCCUGCUAGCACCUUUCGGCACAGGACAGAUUAUGCAUGUCUUGGCAACCAUAGCCGUGAUUACACUGAUGGUCCAUCAUACUACGCCAGUGGUUAUUAUUGUAUUUGCGAAGAUGGUUACACAGGCAAUCCAUACAUAACUGAUGGAUGUUCACGUGACAAAGGGUAUUUUCCAGUACAACGGAAGACCAACUGCUCUAGAUGGUGUGGGAACAUCAGUGUUCCUUUCCCAUUCGGCCUAGAAGAAGGAUGUUCUGCAAGGAUGUUGUUUCAGCUCAAAUGUACAAACUCGACAACAUCUACCCUCCAAUUCCUUGUCACUGGUGCAGCAGAUGAGUACAGUCUUGUAAGCCACAUAAAUAUCAACAAUGGGAUAUUGCAUGUUAAAUACGGCUCCUCAUAUGCUCUACAAGUACUUUCGCACAGUGUUUUUGGAGAACCUGAACUCUAUGUUGCCUCCGAGGAAUCAGCAUCUCAGCAGUGGGCCGUAGCCGACUUAACUUGCCAGGAGGCACAACAAAAUAGAUCGGGAUAUGCAUGUGUUAGCAUGAAUAGUGCGUGCUUGAGUGUCAACUCCGCACGAACAUAUGUCGGUUACCGCUGCAAAUGUAAGUCCGGCUUUGAUGGGAAUCCAUAUGUCAUGGAUGGGUGUAAAGAUGUUAACGAGUGCAACAUACAAGACAUAUGUAAUGGAACUUGCCAUAACAAUAUAGGAAGUUAUUAUUGCACCGAAUGUCCUAGAAAAACAGUGUAUGACGGUGCAACAAGGAGGUGCAGAACGACCAACGAACAAAAUCUGGUCCUAGGUAUCGCCAUUGGGACUAGCGUUGGUUUUGGAAUUCUACUUUUCAUCUUGAUUGUAAUAUUUUUCAUCCGUAGAUGGAAAAAAGACAUCCAAAAGAAACUACGAAGAAAGCACUUUCGGCAAAACCAAGGUCUACUCCUCGAACAAUUGAUAUCAUCUGAUGAAAAUGCGAGUGACAACACCAAGAUUUUCUCAUUACCAGAGUUAGAAAAGGCAACAAAUAACUUUGAUGCCACACGAAUUGUUGGUCAUGGAGGACAUGGCAUGGUUUAUAAAGGCAUAUUAUCUGACCAACGGGUAGUGGCCAUAAAGAAGUCUAAAGUCAUUGAGAAAAUUGAGAUUAGUCAGUUCAUCAAUGAGGUUGCCAUCCUCUCACACAUAAAUCACCGAAAUAUCGUGAAGCUCUUCGGAUGUUGUCUUGAGACUGAAGUCCCACUGCUAGUAUAUGACUUCAUCCCAAAUGGUUCGUUAUUUGGAAUCCUCCAUGCCGAUACCACUAGCAGUUUUGUUCUGUCAUGGGAUGAUUGUUUGAAAAUUGCUGCAGAAGCUGCAGGAGCACUCUAUUACCUCCACUCAGCUGCUUCGGUAUCGAUAUUUCAUCGUGAUGUGAAGUCUACUAACAUACUCUUGGAUGGAAAUUACACCGCGAAAGUAUCGGACUUUGGUGCUUCAAGGUUGGUUCCUAUUGACCAAACUCAUGUCGUUACGAAUAUACAAGGCACCUUUGGGUACCUGGAUCCAGAGUAUUACCACACGGGCAUGCUAAAUGAGAAGAGUGAUGUCUAUAGCUUUGGUGUAGUACUUGUAGAGUUGUUGUUGAGAAAGGAGCCUAUUUUUACAAGUGAUUCUGGCCUAAAGCAAAACUUGUCCAACUACUUUCUUUGGGAGAUGAGGGAGAAACCACUUGCAGAUAUAGUGGCUGCUCAAGUUCUGGGGGAAGCAACAUCUGAGGAGAUUAAUGAUGUCGCUAGUCUUGCAGAGACUUGCUUGCGACUACGAGGUGUAGAGAGGCCGACUAUGAAACAAGUGGAGGUGAAACUGCAGCAUAUCCGAUCCAAAAGGUUAAGAUCAUCUCAGGUUGCAGUGACAAGUGAAGAUAUGCAACCUUUGUUAAGUGGACAAAGGCAAGUCAACCUUCCGCUAUUGGGUGUUCAAGCUGGUAUAGGGAACUGAGCUAAUUUACCUUCUCAAAGGGAGCAAAACUGCUAUAGUCUGGAGCAAGAGUUCAUGGCAUCGGCGACUCUACCACGGUAGAUUGUUGGAUUGUCUGGUUUUAUCCGUUUCAAUUUUCCGUCCCUUUGAUGGAUACGACAAUGUAUACCGUAUAUUGUAUUGUAGUACACUUACACUCAGUAACGGUUUUCGCUAUUCAGGUUGAUAUGGCUGGCCAAUUUUCUUUGCAUCAAAAUAAUGUUGUAAUGUGCUACUGAUACACCUUUGUAUCUCACGAUUAGGCAAUGAUUUUGCAUCUCAAUAA
This is a messenger RNA of Lolium rigidum, 3104 nucleotides long. Its product is annotated as wall-associated receptor kinase 4-like. The transcript has 4 exons. The record is from RefSeq and is a predicted model, not a curated record. Bases 71 to 2800 code for a protein of 909 amino acids. Gene Ontology annotation, cellular component: plasma membrane. Gene Ontology annotation, biological process: cell surface receptor signaling pathway; protein phosphorylation. Gene Ontology annotation, molecular function: calcium ion binding; polysaccharide binding; protein serine/threonine kinase activity. NCBI's taxonomy places the organism in Eukaryota, Viridiplantae, Streptophyta, Magnoliopsida, Poales, Poaceae.